This is a messenger RNA of Punica granatum (pomegranate), 1734 nucleotides long. The record is from RefSeq and is a predicted model, not a curated record. NCBI's taxonomy places the organism in Eukaryota, Viridiplantae, Streptophyta, Magnoliopsida, Myrtales, Lythraceae.
GUCUUUUUUCCGAAUUAGUAGCGCUUUUCUUCCUCCGAUUCACUCUCCUCCCUGGAGCAGCGCCAUGGCUCAGAGCUUAAACCCUCUCAAAACCCCCAAAACCCAUGGCAAUCUUCCGCCCCUGCACCCAUUCCCUCCUCAGAAGCUGAGAUUGAAGCCCAAAAGUGCAUCUUUCAUCUGUCGGUCUCUCAUGUCGGGGCAGAAUCAGGAUCAGAAGCAGCAGCUCUCACUCGAUGCCCUCAUCAGGGGUGGCCGCAGAGAGGAGCUGUUCGGAGCAAUCGAGGGCUCGCUGUACAAUUGCCUGUCAGAGACUAACCUUCAGCUCACUGUUCCCGGUCUGAAGUCUAAAAUCAGAGGCAAGGUCAGGGACAUCUAUGAUGGUGGUGAUUAUCUUGUCCUCGUCACAACUGAUAGACAAAGUGCAUUUGAUCGGAUUCUUGCAUCAAUUCCCUUCAAGGGCCAGGUACUUAAUGAGACGAGCCUGUGGUGGUUUGAUAAAACACGGCACAUAACUUCAAAUGCUGUUGUUGCAGCUCCUGAUAGGAAUGUUACCAUCGUGAAGAAGUGUUCUGUCUUUCCUGUAGAAUUUGUUGCUAGAGGUUACGUGACAGGAAGCACUGAUACGUCACUGUGGACUGUCUACAGAAACGGAGUACGGAAUUACUGUGGCAAUGAUCUUCCUGAUGGGUUGGUCAAAAACCAGAAGCUACUGCAAAAUAUACUGACCCCUACAACCAAGGCUGCAGAUCAUGAUGAACCCAUCACUCCUGAGGAGAUAGUUAAACGUGGGUUGAUGACCCAAGAAGAUUAUGAUGAAGUUAGUAAGAGAGCGCUGCAGUUAUUCGAUUAUGGACAGCGGGUUGCUGCAGAUCAUGGGCUGAUACUGGUGGACACGAAAUAUGAAUUCGGCAAGGGUCAUGAUGGUUCGAUUCUUUUGAUUGAUGAGGUGCAUACCCCUGACUCGAGUAGAUAUUGGAUUGGUCAAUCAUAUGAGGAAUGCUUUCAGAAUGGUCUGGAACCCGAAAAUGUUGACAAGGAGUUCUUGAGGCUGUGGUUCAAGAGCCAUUGCAAUCCAUACAAAGAUGAGGUCCUCCCAGAAGCCCCGAAAGAUCUGGUUUGCGAGUUAGCCUGGAGGUACAUUUUCCUGUAUGAGACGAUAACAAAUUCCAAAUUUCAGAUGCCACCGGGCGAGGAACCGAUACAUGAACGAAUUUCUCGGAAUGUGGCUUCCGCACUGUCAUGUUUGAAGUAAUUUUGGCCUUUUAUCAAGAUUGGCUGAAAUAUCUUGGCUUUGAUGAUGGACUGCACAUCUCUUUCAUGAUCAGUAUGGUUAGAUCACAGAUUGGAUUAUCUGUGAGGACUCGGUUUUUUCCUUGAUCAAGGAAGGUUCAAUACAAUUUUUUUCUGUUCUAGAGUGCGGCUAUGUAGUUGGGAAUGGAAUAAUGAAAAUUAAUGCUGAAGGGAUUGAACGUCAUUUGCACAACUGGUCUGGACCGAUGCUCCCAAUCAAAAGCAUUGACUGGUCAAUCGAUGAUUUUGCGGCAGGUUGUGUCUCGUUUUCUUCUUGUAAUAAUAGAUAUCUUGUCAAACAAUCUUCAAGCUCUCUAAGAUGUAUCAGUUUGAUUUAACAAGUCAAUUGAUUCGUUUGGAUGUAUCCCGAGUUCCUAUGUUUGUUGACAGCACUAAACUUUACAUGGCUGAGUGAAUAAGAGAGACUGUCGGACGGUUUGAGAC